UCAAACCUGAGACAUCUGUUUGUUGGGAGAGAGAGAGAGAGAGAGGAGAGAGAGAGAGAGAGACGCGUCGGAGGAGAGAGAGAGGGUUGGGGUUUUUUGUUCAGGCGCAGAGAACCGCGGCCAUGGCAGAGUUGAAUGAUUCUGUUUCUGUCGAUAUGGAGACAAUCUCACUCGGUGGAAAGGAACAUUUUAUAAAAACUGGCCGUGGUUCUGUGUCUGUAAUUGUGUAUGGAGAUCAAGACAAGCCAGCACUGGUUACUUAUCCUGAUUUAGCUCUAAAUCACAUGUCUUGUUUCCAAGGGUUGUUCUUUUUCCCUGAAGCGGCUUCACUGCUGCUCCACAACUUCUGCAUUUACCAUAUUAGUCCUCCUGGACAUGAGUUGGGAGCUGCUGCAUUUUGUCCAGAUGAUCCUGUGCCUUCUGUUGAUGACCUAGCUGAUCAGGUCAAUGAGGUGCUCAAUUUCUUUGGGCUUGGUGCAGUAAUGUGCAUGGGCGUCACAGCGGGUGCUUAUGUCCUCACACUUUUCGCCAUGAAAUAUAGGGAGCGUGUUCUUGGUUUAAUACUUGUUUCCCCUCUCUGCAAGACACCCUCUUGGUCGGAGUGGUUGUUUAACAAGGUGAUGUCAAAUUUGCUAUAUUUCUAUGGGAUGUGUGGUUUGAUGAAGGAUUGUUUACUUCAGCGGUACUUCAGCAAGGAAGUCCGUGGUAGUGCAGAAGUUCCUGAAUCAGAUAUAGUUCAAGCAUGCAGAAGAUUGCUAGAUGAGAGGCAAAGCAUAAAUGUGUUGCGGUUUCUUCAAGCAAUUGAUAGGAGACCGGAUAUCACCGAAGGAUUGAAGAGACUCAGGUGCCGAACCCUCAUAUUUGUGGGGGAUAAUUCUCCUUUCCAUUCGGAGGCCCUCCACAUGACUUCGAAGCUUGAUAGAAGAUACAGUGCUUUAGUUGAGGUUCAGGCUUGUGGAUCAAUGGUGACGGAGGAGCAGCCGCAUGCAAUGCUGAUACCAAUGGAGUACUUCCUUAUGGGAUAUGGAUUGUAUCGGCCGUGCCAUUUCAGUGAGAGCCCAAGGAGCCCUCUCAGCCCCUCUUGCAUCUCCCCGGAGCUUCUCUCUCCAGAAAGCAUGGGGUUGAAGCUAAAACCGAUAAAGACACGUGUUUCGUUCCAUGCUUGAAGUGCAAGGAAAGGAAGUAGAAGGAUAUUUUGCUUUGCUUGCUUCUAAAGUGAUUCAGAAGUCCAGUUAAUUUUGUGUUCAGUAAAUUUUGAUUCCCUGAGGGAGGAAGGGGGGGGGGGGGGAAUGUGGGUUGGUUGGAAUAUUGUAGAUAUGGAAUGAAAGGUUUUUUUUAAAAAAAGAAUAGAGGGAGAGAGAGAGAGAGAGGGAGAUAGAGGAGUUGAAUUCAUUCAUUUGUAGUAAAGUCAUAAACUUUCGUGAUUGAGCUGUAUGUACAUCCUUAAAAAAGAGGCAUUUAUUUGUGAUGAUGAGCAAAUUAAUAUUAGUGAAACCAAAUGAAAUUAUGUGCUAA
Malania oleifera is the source of this 1515-nucleotide messenger RNA. Its product is annotated as protein NDL1-like. NCBI's taxonomy places the organism in Eukaryota, Viridiplantae, Streptophyta, Magnoliopsida, Santalales, Ximeniaceae. The transcript has 11 exons. The coding region runs from base 123 to 1166 and encodes 347 amino acids. The record is from RefSeq and is a predicted model, not a curated record.